UAUCGUCUUCUUUCUUCCUGCUCAGAUCCUUUCUCGAUUUCGUCUCUCCCGACGAUUCUUUCUCAGUCGCUGCUUAGAUUAAUUCAAAGCUCUAUUCAUCUUCUUAAUUCAAACUUUUGAAACCCUAGAAUUUGAGUUGAUCGAGUUGAGUUCCCAAUUUUGGGGGAAAAUUCGAAAUGGGAGUUUGUACUUCGAAGCCCAAACCCUCUCCACAGCUCAAUUACGAUUCCUCGCCGGAGGGAGAACCGCCGGCGACGAACGGCGACGAAAAUUCCAAAACCGUCGCUAAUUUAGAGGAUAAUCGUAGGAGCGAAGAAAAUCACAAAAAAUCCCCAUUCUUCCCGUUCUACAGCCCUAGUCCGGCGCAUUACUUCUUCUCUAAGAAGUCUCCGGCGAGAUCUCCAGCGCCGGGGAGCGGAACGCCGAGGAGGUUCUUCAAGCGGCCAUUUCCGCCGCCGUCUCCGGCGAAGCACAUCAAGGCGGUGCUGCGGCGGCGGCACGGCUCCGUGAAGCCGAACGAGGCGGCGAUUCCGGAGGGGAAGGAGGUUGUGGAGACCGGCUUGGAUAAGAGCUUCGGAUUCUCCAAGAAUUUCUACAGUAAGUAUGAAAUGGGGGAGGAGGUCGGGAGAGGACACUUUGGGUAUACCUGUAAGGCUAAGUUCAAGAAGGGGGAGCUCAAGGGCCAGGACCUCGCUGUCAAGGUCAUUCCCAAAGCUAAGAUGACCACUGCCAUCGCAAUAGAGGACGUUCGAAAAGAGGUGAAGAUAUUGAGAGCUUUGACCGGACAUAACAAUCUAAUACAGUUUUACGACGCCUACGAAGAUCAGGACAACGUCUAUGUCGUGAUGGAGUUGUGUGAAGGAGGCGAGCUUUUGGAUAGAAUCUUGUCGAGGGGCGGAAAGUUUCCCGAAUGCGACGCGAAGAAAGUGAUGAUGCAAAUACUGAAUGUCGUCGCAUUCUGCCAUCUCCAAGGAGUCGUGCAUCGGGAUCUUAAACCAGAGAAUUUCUUGUUUACGACCAAAGAAGAAAACGAAAACUCGACUUUAAAGGCGAUAGAUUUUGGACUGUCUGAUUUCGUCAAACCAGGUCUGUCCUUUAUUGUCUUAUUCUUUCGUGCGACCGCUGCAAUAAUUAUAAUUGUCGGGUUCUUUGCAGAUGAACGGCUGAAUGACAUUGUCGGCAGCGCAUAUUAUGUAGCGCCGGAAGUUCUACACAGGGCGUAUAAUACGGAGGCGGACGUUUGGAGUAUUGGUGUUAUAGCAUACAUAUUGUUGUGCGGGAGUCGUCCCUUUUGGGCUCGAACCGAAUCCGGGAUUUUUCGAGCUGUAGUAAAAGCGGAACCGACGUACGAGGAACAACCUUGGCCAACUCUGUCUUCCGAGGCAAAAGAUUUCGUCAAACGUCUUCUGAAUAAGGAUCCGCGGAAGCGAUUGACGGCUGCUCAAGCCAUGUGUCAUCCGUGGAUCCGGAACACCAUUGACGUCAAAGUCCCGUUGGAUGUGUUGGUAUUUAAACUUAUGAAAGUUUAUUUGCGGUCGUCUCCCCUUCGGAAAGCGGCUUUACGGGCGUUGUCGAAAACAUUGACAGAGGAUGACAUUUUUUACCUACGGGAGCAAUUCACGCUGUUGGAGCCAAACAAUAACGGGAUGUUAAGCCUCGAUAAUAUCAAAAUGGCCUUGAAGAAAAACGCAACGGAUGCCAUGAACGAGUCUCGUGUUUUCGAGUUUCUUGCCACGCUGAGCGCGCUGCAGUACAGAAGGAUCGAUUUCGACGAAUUCUGUGCGGCUGCGACGAGCGUUUAUCAAUUGGAAGCUCUCGACAGAUGGGAACAGCACGCGCGAUGCGCGUACGAGCUUUUCGACAAGGAUGGGAACCGGACGAUCAUGGUUGAAGAAUUAGCUUCGGAACUCGGCCUCAGCCCGUCUGUCCCGGUCCACGCCGUUCUCAACGACUGGAUAAGACACACGGACGGAAAGCUAAGCUUCCUCGGAUUUGUCAAGUUAUUGCACGGAGUCUCCUCCCGAUCCCUCGCCGCCAAAGUUCAAUGAUGCGAUGAUACAUUGCAAACAUCGUACUCUUACAUCAUCAUCGUCCCUUGUUCUCAGCAUUGUGCUGUGCAGACCAUCGAUAUAAGAGAUCCUCCCCAAUGGAGUACCUUGUUUAUAGGCACUCGAUUUGAUUCGAUUCGGUUCGGUUAAGACGAUUUGAGAGCAUUGUUGAGUUCAACUGAGCUGGUGUGCAGUGUAAAGGAAUGUCUUGUCGGAUUGGUUUUUGGUCCGAGGGAUUUACAUAGGAUAUUCACACCCAUAUGUUAUUACAGCAUCCAAUCUAUAUAUAUAUAUAUAUUUGUUCA
Molecule: messenger RNA, 2353 nt
Organism: Andrographis paniculata
Lineage: Eukaryota; Viridiplantae; Streptophyta; Magnoliopsida; Lamiales; Acanthaceae
Product: CDPK-related kinase 5-like
Exons: 10
Coding region: 177-2048 (623 amino acids)
Biological process (GO): protein autophosphorylation; intracellular signal transduction; peptidyl-serine phosphorylation
Cellular component (GO): nucleus; cytoplasm
Molecular function (GO): ATP binding; calcium/calmodulin-dependent protein kinase activity; calmodulin binding
Source: RefSeq, a predicted model, not a curated record